CGCACGUCAAUUCUACUCAGUUAGAAAUUGUGACCCAAUCGUGAACCAGCAGAAAAUUAGGACAAAAAUUUCACAAAAAUGGAAUUUGGAGCUUUAACCGGUGAUGUUAUUGACACAUUCAAAAAGAAUUUCUACUCCCAAGAAAAAAAUAUUCUCGCUCAAAAUGUGUGCUCGAGAGUGGACCCUUUCGACGCUGCAAUAUCUAGAAAAGCCCUGGAAGAAACCCAACACGUUUUUAAUUACAAGAUUGAGGCCGAGGGCAAGCCGGUGACGAACCAGAAGAGCUCGGGCCGCUGCUGGCUGUUCGCGGCCCUCAACGUCAUCCGCCUGCCCUUCAUAAAGCAGUACCACCUCGAGGAUUUCGAGUUCUCUCAGGCCUAUCUAUUUUUUUGGGACAAAAUCGAACGGUGCAAUUUCUUCUUGAACAACAUCGUCGAGACGACUAGGAGGAACGAGCCGGUGGACGGACGGCUGGUGUCGUUCCUCUUACAGGAUCCGACGUGUGACGGUGGCCAGUGGGAUAUGCUAGUCAAUUUAAUCAACAAGUACGGUUUAAUGCCAAAGAAGAAUUUUCCCGAGUCGUUCAGUUGCGAGUCUAGUAAUAGGAUGAACCAAGCGCUUAAGAGUAAGUUGCGGGAGUACGCCAAGGCCAUCCGCGAGCUGGUGGUCAAGGGGGGCAGCGACGCCGACAUCCGUAGUCUGAUCCAGGAACAGAUGUCCAGCAUCUACCAGAUAGUCAGUAUAUGCCUGGGCGUACCCAACGACACCUUCACCUGGAGUUACUACGACAAGAGCAAGGCGUUCCAAAGCGUCGGCCCCAUCACCCCCAAGGAAUUCUACGAGAAGCACGUCAAGCCGUACUUCAACGUCGACGAUAAGGUGUGUCUGGUGACGGACCCGAGGCCCACCAACGAGUACGGCAAGGUGUACACGGUGGACUGCCUGGGCAACAUCGUGGGCGGCAGGAAGUGCAUCUACAACAACCAGCCCGUGGAGCUGCUUCUCGAGCUUACCGCCAAGAGCGUCAAGGAGGGCGAGGCGGUGUGGUUCGGCUGCGAGGUCAUGAAGCGCUUCGCCGGAAAACAGGGUAUUCAGGACUUGAAAAUUCACGAUUUCCAACUGCUUUUCGGCGUGGACAUCCAGACGACCCUAUCCAAAGCCGAUAGACUUCUUUACGGGGAAAGUGCAAUGUCGCACGCCAUGGUGUUCACGGCGAUAAACACAAACGAUGAGGACCAAGUAACGAAGCUGCGCGUAGAGAACUCCUGGGGCGAGGACCGCGGCGAGAAAGGCUACCUUGUGAUGACCACCGACUGGUUCAGAGAGUUCACGUUCGAGGUGGUGGUCGACAAGAAGUUCGUGCCGCAGGAGGUGCUCGACGUGUUCCAGCAGGAGCCCAUAGUCUUGCCCGCCUGGGACCCGAUGGGUACCCUGGCACGGUGCUAGUUUUAAGGGAGGCGUUCGGCCCCGCAGGUUGGCGCGGCCGACAGUUUUUAAACGUAUUUAACCACUUAGUCUUGGUUGCCGCUCAGUUACCAUUAUUUUUAUUAUAAAUGAUAGGUUUAAGUAUCAUUUGUAUAUAAAAAAAAAAACAACAAUCGUAAGACUGUACAGAAUACAACUCUUAUACAAUAUUUAUACAAAUGAGACGGGGCGACGUUUUAACCGCCGCUCCGCUGCUAAACGUUCCGUUUGGACGAGGAAUUGAAUAUAGCCGGCCGCAAAGCUUUCGUCGUGGACUCGUUGCUGAAAAUUUUAAUGUAAUCACGAGCGCUAAUUCAAAACUUGGUGAAAUUCGUAAUUUUAAUCAAACGCAUUUAACUGCUCUAAUGUUGUUUUUAAGUUAUUAUUAUUUUUGUAAUCGUGCUAUUUCAAUUUCAAAAUAUAUUGUUUUAUACAACA
Molecule: messenger RNA, 1902 nt
Organism: Anoplophora glabripennis (Asian longhorned beetle)
Lineage: Eukaryota; Metazoa; Arthropoda; Insecta; Coleoptera; Cerambycidae
Product: bleomycin hydrolase
Exons: 9
Coding region: 79-1446 (455 amino acids)
Biological process (GO): proteolysis; response to toxic substance; L-homocysteine catabolic process
Cellular component (GO): cytoplasm
Molecular function (GO): cysteine-type aminopeptidase activity
Source: RefSeq, a predicted model, not a curated record